AUGCUCAUCGGCAAGAUGCUCAAACUGAGUCAACAACUCAACAAGCUCUCCAAACCCAUCCUCGUCUACCUCGCCGCCCUCCAAGACGUGCCCGUCAACCCCAUCCACAUCGCCACUGCUGCUGCCGCCACUACGACGACGACGACCACGUCGUAUUAUGUUGCGAGUACUUGCACCGAGAGUCCGACGGCGGUUUGUCACUAUCAUCAGAUUCCCCAGUACCACCCAGGAGGAGGAGGGGGAGGGGGAGGGGGAGGAACGUGGCCGACGCCUUUUCCUUUGGUAUACUCGCCAUCGACGGCGUCGUCGUUGUCGUCUGUGAUGGGAUGGGAAGUUUGGUUGUGGUGGUCUGUGGGGUUUUGGAGAGGUGAGAUGGAAGGUGCGGAGGAAAAUGUCCCGCUGAGCAUCAUUAGGAGCCUGGUGGCCUGA
This is a messenger RNA of Neurospora tetrasperma FGSC 2508, 429 nucleotides long. RefSeq lists its product as uncharacterized. The record is from RefSeq and is a predicted model, not a curated record. NCBI's taxonomy places the organism in Eukaryota, Fungi, Ascomycota, Sordariomycetes, Sordariales, Sordariaceae. The transcript has a single exon. The coding region runs from base 1 to 429 and encodes 142 amino acids.